UAGAACCUAUGGACCUUCUACAAAAUAAUGAAGACAACCCAAGACAACUUUCACCAAAGCAAGAAUCUAAUGGCUCCACAAAACUAGCAACAUAAAAACUAGUAAAGCAUACCUUAACAUUCAACCUAAGCCCGACAAUUGAUUGGAAUGCAACCAAAAGGGAUUUUGAUAAAUCUUAAAAAAUGAAGAUGGGUGCUCACAAAUGGAGUCUUUGUUCUUACAAUAUCAUUCAAAGCUGCCAUAGAAAAACCAUAAUAUGUCUAUUUAUACUAGGAGUGAAAAAUGAGCAACAUAAAACAAUUCUUGGUCAAAAAGACACAUCCCGGACAAAACGCCCGACCGGGCGUUUCCCUAGGCUCAUUUCGCCCGCCAACAUGAAGUUUCUGGACAAAAAUCGAUCUCUCGACAAAAACGCCUGACCAGGCAUUUUGCAUGAGGAAAAGCGCCCGCGCGUUUCAUUCUACAUUGACCGACUUUCUUAAAACGACCAUAGGUUCCUCAUCCAGGCUCCGAUUGAGGCAUGCAAGAUACUCACAUGAUGCUAUUUCGACGAUGAAGACAAUGGUUGUCUUAGGAGAGAAUUUGGAUUUUAUCUUCAUAGGAAAAUUCUAGUUUGAAUCCGACCUCCAAAUUCGGCUUGGCUCCUUGUCAUGUCUCCACUUUAUUCUCGGACCCUAAUCAACCUAUGACCCGCGAUGUCUUGGUAAUUUAUGAUGUUGUGUAAAAAUUCUUUUUUUGUGAAUGCAUGUUAAUGGAAUUUCGUUUUAAUGAAGAGCUUUAGUUGUAUUCCGACUCAGGGAGUGACGCACAACCGUUAUGCUUCAUUUUUUAGUGACGCAUAACUAUCAUGCGUCAUUGUUUAGUGACGCAUAACCAUUAUGCGUCGUUGUUCAGUGCCGCAUAAGCAUUAUGCGUCUUUCCUUAGCGACACAUAACACUUAUGCGUCUUUGGCUAGUGACGCAUAAAGCUUAUGCGUCUUCCGGCGGGUUUUAAACAGGCAGCGAAGGCAGAACACUUCGCAUCAUAGACAGAAAGCCGCGACCUAAGCAACGAUUCCUAGUAAAUUCCGAUGAUUCCCAGUAAAUUCCGACGAUUCCCAGCAAUUUUCGGCGAAUUUCCACCAUUUUGCAACCAUAUUCCGGUAAUUGUUCUUAAAUUUGGCUAAAUACAUCAUUUAUGGCAUAAUUUGUGCAGGUUUUCCGUAAUUUAGCAAAAUUAGGGUUUAUGAUGAAAUUGAUGGGUUUUUGGUCUAUUUUUGUUGUUUUGUUGCCUAUACUUAGGAAUUAUGAUGAAAUUAGGGGUUAUAAUGAAAUUGAUGGAAAUUUUUGGUCGAUUUUCUGUAAUUUGUGUAUUUCAUAUGCAUAUUAUUUAGUAAAAUUAAGGUUUAUGAUGAAAUUGAUGGAUUUUUUGGUCGAUUUUCCGUAAUUUGUGUAUUUCAUAUGCAUAUAAUUAAAUGGGUAGAAGUAAUUGAUUCAGUUUUUGUAAUUGCGCCCCUUUUGUUGCCUAAUUUGAAUCUUGAUGAUGUUUCCAAAUUGGAAUAUAGAUUGUCGUUGUCAACUGAAGUUGCAAUUUAGUUAGAUUGUUGAGUUUUUAUGAACCUGAGGAUCCAUCAUUACUAUUUCAUCAAAACGAACACAUUUCAGCCUCAUUGUUGGCAAAUGGCACAACAAAUGUGUUGAGAGUUCGUAGGGCGAAGAGUAAGGUUUGGGCAGUGCCAAUACAUGAAAAUGUGAUGUAUUGGCUUUAUGUAUGGGGGUUCAGAGGCGUGGUUGAAUGUGGAAGGCCGAUGAGGAUGGACAAUGAGCUUAUAACUGCCUUGAUCGAGCACUGGAGGCCUGAGACACACUGUUUUCACCUUCCAGUUGGUGAAGUUACCGUAACCUUACAGGAUGUGCAAAGCCUGUGGGGUUUGAGAGCAGACAGUCGUGUUUUCACUGGCCGUGACUACCCUGUUGGAUAUGAAGAUUGGCCCAACAAGUGUAGAGAUGUGUUGGGAUGGAUACCUGACGCAAAAAUAGAAACGAAGCACGGUGGUUUGUUGAUGACAUCUCUGAUCCACCAAGCGACGAUGCCGUUGGGUGAUGGGCUGCAUGAUUAUGCAUACAUCUAAAGAGCACGCAUACAUGCUCUGAUCUUGUUAGGCGAGCUUAUUUUACCGGACACCACAGGGUGCAAGGUCCCCUUUAUGUGGUUAAAUGCCUUUGACGAUCCAGAAGAAGUGGCUAAUAUUAGUUGGGGUAGUGCUGCUUUAGCAUAUCUGUAUCAUUAUUUGUGCGAGGCUUCUGUAGGCAGGCAGAGAAGAGAUGUGGAUGGACCUAUGGUUCUUUUGCAGUUGUGGGCGUGGGAAAGAAUGCCUACAUUGAGGCCAGCCUUCUUGAUAUCGCCUAUGCACACGCCGUAUACCCCGUGCGGAGCCAAGUAAUGCAUUUUUUACAUUAACUCACUUAAUUAUGUACUUUUUUGGUAACUUAUUUUGACAUUAAUAUUAUGUAUAGGUGGCACGAAGUUACUGAAAUUGGAAAUGCUCCCCGACAUUCAGUAGCUCAUUAUCGUGAUCAAUUAUCACUGAUUCGUCCGGACCAGGUUAAAUUUAUUUUUGUUGUCUUAGUUAAUGAAUUUACUAUAGUAUGAAAUUAAUUGUGUUUUUCAUAUUAUUUUUUUGUAGUUUCUGUGGACACCGUAUGCAGAUUAUAUCCUGCCCGAUUACUACAUUGAUCCGACUACAUCCUUCUUGUGCGACACUUAUUUGGCGUGCUGGUCAUUUGUCGAGGCACACGAGGCUGGACGCGUUUGCCGACAAUUUAACCGCUACUAGCGUAUUCCUCAGUAUUGUGAUAGGAUGCUGCAUAAUGCCGGACAUCUGAUUAAAAGUCACCGCCGUGGGAGGAAGGGCGUCGAUUGGGCUAAGGUACAUAAAUUCUUCAUUGAUGAAUGGGAUUUGAGACACGACAGGUUCCAAGCAACUUUUGACCAUGCCACGGCGACCAUGGAUGGUCGCAUUAAUCAUAGGAUCAUAGUGCCGUACCUAGUUCAACCUGCGACACAGUCAACUGUUGGGAUGAACGAGUCAGCCUCUUCAAUGAAGAAAUUGGUUGAGACCCUUCAGGGGAUAUGGCAUUUGACCUCUGAACAUGACACAGACCCUCGGUUACGGCAGAUUCGGGAAAUGGCUGCUGAGGCCCUUCGUACGACGGAUCAUACUGAUGUGAUGGAGUAUCCAACUUCGCAAUGGCGAAAUGUGGUCAUGCCGCCACGCCCUCCAACUUCUCUUCGUCAUGGACUGCCGGGUGUCCGGACAGGUGGACACGAGAUUACACGACAGCAUAGGUUGUCGCAGCAGCAGCAGCCGCAACCUGAGUAUCCGGUACCAUAGCCCUUGAGUCCGGAGUACGAUCCCCCAGGAUAGUCUCAGUUGAGUGGUGCAAGCCACGAGCCCUCGCAAUGGGGAGCACGAACAUCAUGUGAUUCAUUCUUUGGCGGUGGGUUUGAUUGGGAUGCAGCUCAACCAGGACGUGAUCCAUAUUUUCAGAAUUAUCAAUUUGUGGAUCUUGUGGGGGAAGAAGAGGGCCAGGAAGAAGAUGACCAUGAAGACGAGGGCGGGGAAGACGAUGAUGAAGUUAUAUUUCGACCACCGAUCGAGGGAUCCUCACGUCCAACUGUGAAGAGUUCAUCAAGUAAGAUUGGGAAGGCUAUGCACAAUGUAUUAAGGGGAUUUUCAACAAGGAAGAACAAAGGGAAAGCUCCAACAAAGUUCACGCCUCCGGGGAAAUAAUAUUUCAACAAGGAAUAACAAUGUAGUUACAUUCAAAUAGUUUUUCUAUUAGUACUAAAAAAAUAGUCAUCUAACAAUUUCUUGUUUCUAGUUCAAUUCUUGCAAAAAUAAUUCUCAUGUUAUAUUUGUAAGU
Molecule: messenger RNA, 3906 nt
Organism: Salvia splendens (bonfire salvia)
Lineage: Eukaryota; Viridiplantae; Streptophyta; Magnoliopsida; Lamiales; Lamiaceae
Exons: 2
Coding region: 2841-3374 (177 amino acids)
Source: RefSeq, a predicted model, not a curated record